This is a messenger RNA of Colletotrichum spaethianum, 2172 nucleotides long. Its product is annotated as sterol O-acyltransferase 2. Lineage: Eukaryota; Fungi; Ascomycota; Sordariomycetes; Glomerellales; Glomerellaceae. The coding region runs from base 1 to 2172 and encodes 723 amino acids. The record is from RefSeq and is a predicted model, not a curated record. Gene Ontology annotation, biological process: lipid metabolic process. The transcript has a single exon.
AUGGGCAAUUUUUCCGAGUCUCCGGACCGUAGCCGAGACCGAACACGCGACAAUGGCGUCGCACAUGCUGCCGUCGAGUUUGCUCAACAGGCCGAGAAGCUGUCGCUGCCGAACCACCAGAACAACGACUCCGAGGUCGCCGUCGAAGCUCGAUUCGUUACACCUCAAGACCCCAUCGUGGUCACCUCGGAGGGCAACAGGCUCCCGGGUGUGCCACUCGUCGAGGCGCACAAGCUGAACGUUCUCAAGGAAGAACUUAAAAAUGGCCCAGCUGUAGUCAAAAUUAAGCAAGGAAGUGACACGGAGGAAGAGAUUGACAACGGCGGAAAGGUCCCAGGCAAGCAGGAAAAGGUCAUCUCGCUACCAACAGACACAAACGGAAAGGCGAUGCAAAAAGCAGAAGAGGGCUCCCUUCGUCGCCAAACGCCGCCAUCACACACCAACCCCUUAUUCCCGCCACUACCUCUCUAUGGACCGCCGUCGUUGCUUCGCGAUUUACAUUGUCUUGUUUUCCGCAUCUCGUCCUUCUUCCUGAGUCUGGCUUUUCUCGGAGUCAUUGUACUUGGUGCACUCUUCACUAGCAUACCAUCAUUGUGCAGGCAGGUGUUCUAUCGUCUGACUUUGCGUAAUCCGGACAAGACGAGGCCUUUCUUCGAAGAGGAGGCUCGCAGGAACAAGGUGCGCAAGGAGGAAAAUAAAAAAUGGGGGCGCAGAGAGAGCCUCGGCAAAGGCAGGGAGCUCGCCGAUGAGUUCGUCCCAACGGAAGGGGGCCCGGACCCAAUUGUCUGCGAUGUUGGAUACUACGCUCGUCGCGUCGGUCUCGACGUCGAAGAGUUCCAGGUUCAAACCGAAGACGGGUUCCUCAUCGACUUGUGGCAUGUAUACGACCCCAAGGAAUACACGAGAAUGAGCGAAGACGACAGAUCAGACAGAGGACCCGACAUUUUCACUGCCUCCAAGAAGAAACUCAGGGACCCCAGCCAGAAGCGCAAGUUUCCCGUCCUACUCAUACACGGCCUUCUCCAGAGUUCAGGAGCCUACUGCACCAACGACGAUGAUUCACUGGCAUUCUACCUUUGCAAGUCUGGUUAUGACGUCUGGCUUGGCAACAACCGCUGCGGCUUCAAGCCCAAGCAUGCCUCGCUGGAGUACUCCGACCCGCGAAUGUGGUGCUGGAACAUCCGCCAGAUGGGUGUUUUUGACCUGCCGGCGCUGACCUCUCGAGUCCUUUACGAGACCGGCUUCGAGAAGAUCGGCUUGAUCUGCCACUCGCAGGGCACGACUCAGACACUCGUCGCGCUGGCAAAGGAGCAACGGCCAGACUUGGGCGAGAAGCUGACGGUAUUCUGCGCCCUGGCACCAGCUGCCUACGCCGGGCCCUUGAUUGGGAAGAUGUACUUCAAAUUCAUGAGAAUCAUCACGCCAGGCAUGUUCAGGUUGAUGUUCGGUAUCCACGCCUUCAUUCCCUUCAUGAUGCAGAUGCACCAGCUGCUCCACCCCAAGAUCUACGGCUGGCUCGGUUACAAAGUUUUCUCUUUUCUGUUCGACUGGACGGACACGAGGUGGGAUCGAGGUGUAAGGGACCGCAUGUUCCAGUUUGCGCCCGUCUACGUCAGCGCAGAAUCAAUGCGUUGGUGGCUCGGAAGAGAAUGCUUCGCAAGGCACAAGUGCAUCCUCUCCACCAAAGAGGACGUCCGCGCCGAGGAGAAGGAAGACAACAUCAACGGACACGACUGCCACACCCUCCGGGCUGACGAUGCUGACGGGCAGAUGUCUCAACGGGCCCUGGACGAACACGCCCGCAAACCCAAGGGAUCAACCGCAUGGUACAACGAGCAAGCACCACCCUUUGCCCUCUGGGUCGCUGGAAACGACGACCUCGUUGACGGCAAAAAGCUCCUCCGCAGAUUCGAGCGGGGCCGCGAGCCGCAUGUCAACGUGGUCCAUAGCAAGGUCAUCCCCGAGUACGAGCACCUCGACGUCAUUUGGGCGAUGGAUGCCCCUGAGCAGGUGUUCAAGGAGGUCCGCGAGGUGUUGUGGAAGACCUGUGACGCGAGAGACAAGUGUCGUGUUCCCAAGGGUUGCGAAGACGUCAAGCAGUGGACGCCACCGAACAAGACUGCGAACGUGGAGUCGGAGGAGAGCCAGUCCAGCAGCGACGAUGCCGAGUAA